AUGGCCGGUAAUCUGCAGAAAUUGUUGGAUGAGUACAUGAAGUCAGUGAGCUUUGAUAAUUCUGUAAAUCCUGCAGUGGCGGCGUCUUUUAGCGAAAAGUACCUUAAAGGUUUUAAUGCUAAAGAGAAAGCAAACAAUGUAGUCAAGAAGAUGAAAUCUGAUGGAAAGGACGCCACGCAGAAGAUUGAGAGUGAAGAAGUAAAAGCAAGAUCAGCUGCUCAAGCCCCACAACUUGUGAAAGAGAAACUUGAUGGACUAAAUGCUGCUAUUGCGGAGGCAAAGAAGGCUGUGGAAAAAGAAAUACAGAAAAAAAAGCUAUUAGAAGUAGAAAAGUUAACAAAGGAAGACAUAACUAACGGAGGAGGGCCAGCAAACAUGAGAAGUGAUACGGCGUCAUUAGCAGAUGCUCAGUUGGUAAAGGCUGAGAGAACAGUUGAGUCAGUGGUGGAAGAUAAUGCAUUUGAGCAAAUGAAGAAUACGAGAAACAAUAAUAACACAAGUCACACGACCAAUGAGAGCCCACAAACUAAAGCACACAAAAUAGUGACAGAAAGUCAGCAACAAACAAAUAAGGAAAAUGUGAAGAUAGAAAAUAAGAACAGAAAUGAGAGUGUUGACAAAGUAAAUGAAGCACCCAACUCUUCCCCUUCACCAAGAAAUUUGGUACAUCAAAACAAGCCAUCUUCUGUUAUUUCUUCGAAUUCCCUACCGUCAAAUGACACGUCUAUCAAUGAUUUAAAGGGAACCGUCCCUUUGAAUGUUACACAUUUAAGUGACAGCAGCAGCAGUCCUGCAUUGGUGCGCAGUCCCUUAUUGCUGCUUCUUGUUUCGAUGUGUGUGCUGGGCUGCACUGUCGUUUGCUGA
Trypanosoma theileri is the source of this 864-nucleotide messenger RNA. RefSeq lists its product as uncharacterized. The record is from RefSeq and is a predicted model, not a curated record. NCBI's taxonomy places the organism in Eukaryota, Euglenozoa, Kinetoplastea, Trypanosomatida, Trypanosomatidae. The transcript has a single exon. The coding region runs from base 1 to 864 and encodes 287 amino acids.